GACCUCUCUCGCCCGCGUGCGGUUUGCUCCUCAUCCGCAGUGACAAUCCCGAAGAAGAGAGGGCGGAAACCCAGGUACAAGAUCAAGUCUCCAGUGCUCAUGACUCCCUUGGCCCUGUCACCUCCGCGGAGCACCCCGGAACCCGACCUCAGCUCCAUCCCUCAGGAUGCAGCCACUGUGCCCAGCUUGGUUGUCCCAGAGGCUCUCACAGUGUGCCUCUACGUUAACAAACAGGCCGACGCAGGGCCAUACCUGGAGAGGAGGAAGCUGCAGCAGCUCCCGGAGCGCCUGGGCCCCGAGCGGCCGGCCGCCGUGCUGCAGCAGGCGGUGCAAGCGUGCAUCGACUGUGCGCACCAGCCAAGGCUGGUUUUCUCCCUUGUCAAGCAGGGAUACCGCGGUGAACUGGUGUCAGUCUCUGCUUCCUUUGAUGGAAAGCAGCACCUGAGGAGUCUGCCUGUGGUGAACAGUGUGGGCUAUGUCCUCCGCUUCCUGACCAAACUGUGCCGCAGCCUCCUGUGUGACAACCUCUUCAGCCACCUGCCUUUUCCGGGGAGCACCAGUGCCUCUGAGAAGGCCCCGGAGAGAGAGGAUGGGAGGACAGAGUCAGCCAAGGUAGCCACUGCUGAAGAGUGUCUGGUAAACGCAGUGGGCAUGAACCGCUACGCCAUGGAUGCCUCCUCCACCGCCUUCAGCCACAGGGGCUCCGUGGCCCACUCUUCCUCACUGUACAAGAGGCUGAACUCUGGAGACGGUCACCUUGCGGGAGGCCCCGCCGCCACCACCACCAGUGGUUCCCGUACUAACCCCGUGUCCUCUGGAGGUUCAUCGGCACCUGGACUGAGGCUCCCAGCCUCCAGCCCCAAGAGGAACGGAACGGCCGUCGAAGGAAACAGAUGUGCCCCGAGCCCCGCUCCGGAGGUGCAGGGUACCAGGCGACCAAGCAGCAGAAACCCUUCCAUGUGGACUGUGGAGGACGUGGUCUGGUUUGUGAACGACGCUGAUCCUCAGGCUCUGGGGCCACACGUGGAGCUCUUCAGAAAGCAUGAGAUCGACGGCAAUGCCUUGUUGUUGUUAAGGAGUGAUAUGAUCAUGAAAUAUCUGGGGCUGAAGCUGGGACCCGCGCUGAAGCUCUGCUACCACAUUGACAAACUGAAGCAAACAAAGUUCUGACGAGCCGGAAACAAAACCCCGGAUCUCAAGGUUGCUUUUGCCAGACCAGUGUCUGGCCAACAUCACGAGUAGACUGUCCUCUUAAAUGUCACAGCCACAAAGACUGUGCCUUUUUAUAAAACGCGUGCAUCCUCGCCUCUCCUGACAUUCCUAGUGGCUUUUUUCGGAGACUCAACUGUGCGCUGGACUUGUCAAAAAAAAAAAAAUUUCAAAAAAAGCCUAUUACACCUCAUGUUCCUGGCAUGGUGGUCACUCUUUACUGGUGUGAGUUGUGCCAUGACAGGGUGGACAACUGAAUGCUGUCAUCCAAGGAGGGCCCUGGAGGGGGAGGGGGCUCGCAAAGUCACAAGAAGGACCCUGUCCCUGCAGGGGCUCUGGGGACGCCCCCCAGUGGCGGUGGCAACCUCUCCCCAUUCUUGGGACCGAUCAGCAUGAGUUUCACUGGACUGAGCUCUGGAAGUUGUCUUCUGAUGACUGCCUCGCCUUGCACUAUCUGGAAAACUUGAAUUUUUGUUGCUGUUUUGUUUUUGGUUUUGGUUUUGUCCAUGUGUUUGUUUUUUUGUUGUUUUCCACUAAGAGAAAGAGGAAAGGAUGUUUUCAAGCCCUAGCUACUGAAUUCUUUCCUUGUUCCACUAGAGGGCAGACUGCUAACGAGGUUUCAGGAUGUACAGACUGCAUGGCCACGAUAGGGUUUUUAGAAGCAAGACCCAGCUUGUACAGGGAAAGGGGAUGAAUUCCUCACUCAGCACCUCAGACUGCCACUUGGGAAGAAGUCGUGCUCUGUUGAGGUCCAGCUCAUAUCCACUACUUACUGACUUCCUUGGCACAAAUUCAGAAGCAACCAUCUAUCUAAACAAAGACCCGGAGUCCCUUCCCUCCCAGAGUCUCACUGAGGUUCUGAUACGAGGGCAUGCUGAAGAAUGUUGGUGACAUUUAGUUAUGGGUAUUUCUUGAAAAAAAGGCGGGGGUAGGGUGGGGUGGGUGGGAACUGUCUCAACAAAGUUUGAAAUAGGAUGUGCUGAUUUCUAGUUACACGGCUGUGUUCUAUAGCUGUGUCUGUGGCUAAUUUUUCUAGUCUUCAACGAAUACGCAGACGUGUUUUUAUUGGAUUUAAUUCAAUUUACAAAUAGGUUUUUACUCUUCACUGUGAAAUAAUGGGAAAAAAUUGAUUUUCUACCCUUUGCAGCUGUGUCCAGAGGGGGCGGGGUGGAGCCAUGAUUUCCUAGGUAGAAGGUGUCUUCCCUCAGUUUGCAGUCUGAGCAAGGUCUCGGCUGGCAAGUGUAGCCACACAUCCUGGUCUAUAACAAGACAAACGCAGUCUUGCAGAUGGAUCUGCCUGUUGUACCAAUUGGGUAGAAUUUAGGUAACGAGCACAGGACAUAGUCCAUGCGAACUUUGAUGUACCCUGCCUGUGGAAGUGGGGACAAGACCCUGCAAGAUCUUUGCUACAUAUACACCAGUGGUUGGACUUAAGUACGACAGAGAAGGAGAAAACUGUCCCAACACUUCCCACUGAAUGGAACUGAAUCAGGUUGUGGAUGAGAUGGAUGUCUGUUAUUUUUGGCAGGAGGCAGAAAUGACUUUGAAUUAGACCUUGGAGAGACUCUUUAAGAUGUUAAAGUCCUGAGCGGGUUCUGCCUUGAUGGAGAAUUGCUAAUGCUGGGUGUUUGCUGCUGCUCUGAAGUUAGAUCCCUGUCUCGGAAACCAUCAGGAGGGUCCCAUGUACAGAACUGCUGGCGUGAACGCAUCGAGAUUAGAACAGUCGCUUCACACAACACUUGUCCCUCCCCGGAGGCUCACCGGGCCUCUUCCAGGGACAUGGGCUCCUUAGUGACUGGCACUAUUAAGCUUGCCAAAUGUCAUGCCUAAAUUUACCCAUGUCUCACUGGUACCCCAAGUUAGAACAAGGCCAAACAAGCCAGGGGAGACCUCAAGUAAUUUUUGAAGGAGAGCUAGGACCCGGUUCCAGUCUGUGGAGGAACUGGAGCUGUGUCCCCAGAUAUGAUGUCUUAUUUCACACAAAGCCUUAAAUUAGCUCGAUUGUAGGAUUCCAGACAUUUUAGGUUUGGCCAAACAAAGCAAAACAAAGCACCAAGAAGCAAUCUCGUUAGUCUUGGAAUGAAGACUGCCGUAUCACAGAAGACCCAGCGGAACCAAUUCUUCUUGCCUGUUUUUUCCAUAGAAUCUAAUUAGUUGACCAAAUCAUCGUAGCAAGUAUAAUUAAUUUUCAUCCCUCUCAAACAUCUUGUCAAACAGUGCAGCUAAAUAACUUCUCAAUGUAAAACAUGCAAGGCCGCUUCCUCCAAACAGACCGUCCAGGGUCAGGCCACAGGGGUUCCUGUGGCCCACGAGCGGGACUUGAACUCACAUCUGACAGUUCAUAUGCUUGCUCUUCCGGCUGCACAGGUUUGUCAGGUUGGACUGGAUAAUGAUUACGUUUUGCAUAAUUCCAAAUUAAAGAGUGCGGGUGCUCAUGUUCCAAACAUUUCCAAUUACGUUUGUCUGUUAGACACUUGGGGGAAAAUCAAGAGACAAUUCUGUAGCCUAAAGCAUUUUAAAUGUUUUAUGCAACACAUUAUUUCCUUUGUGAAGAUUUUGGACAAAAGAUGUGGCCUGUGUGUAUGAGUCUGUGUGUGUGUCUGUGUGUUUGUGUGUAUCUGUGUGUCUGUGUGUGUCUGUCUGUACCUUCCUCUGUCUGUGUGUUUGUGUCUGUGUCUCUGUCUAUGCCUCUCUCUGUGUAUGUGUGUGUAUAUGUGUGUCUGUGUGUGUCUGUGUAUCUGUCAAUGUCUGUGUGUGUCUGUCUGUACCUUCCUCUGUCUGUGUGUUUGUGUUUGUGUCUCUGUCUAUGCCUCUCUCUGUGUAUGUGUGUGUAUAUGUGUGUCUGUGUAUGUCUGUGUAAUUGUCUAUGUCUGUGUGUGUCUGUCUGUGGCUGUGUGUGUGUGUGUCUAUGUGUAUCUGUGUGGCUGUGUGUGUGUGUGUCUGUACCUGUCUCUGUCUGUGUGUUUGUAUCUGUGUGUCUGUCUGUGCCUGUGUGUGUUUGUCUAUGUGUAUCUGUGUGUGUCUGUGUGUGUAUUUAUGUGUGUGUCUGUGUGUCUAUAUAUAUUUGUGUGUGUGUGUGUGUGUGUGUGUGUAUUUAUGUAUCUCCAGACACUGGAGUUGGAAAAUUUAAGAAGUGGCUGGGUAUGCAGCAGCUAUUGCAUGUUCUUAAAUAUCUUUCCAGCUUUGCAGCGUGGAGGCCCGGCACAGUCUAACCUUCCAACUGGCUGUUCUGUGUAGGUGUGCCCCCUUACUGUGGCGGGCCUGUCCUGUGGACAGCUAGAUGACCAGAACAGUUCUGGUGCCUGGACUUAGUCCUCCGACUCUCCGAGGACCUGAAAGCCUGAACGAAGGUCAUGCAGGGGAGCCCCGGCUGUAACAGCUGCCCGAGGGUUCCGUUGUGGCUGCCAGGGGAGUACAUGGGCCUGUUUCUUCUCUUCUACUGGAUUGCCAAUUUUUCCCCUUUCGGAAGAAAUAAAAGAGCAGAGAAUGCCUGAGAAAAAAACCUGUGUUCAGAAUUGAUAACUUGGGAAGGGAUGCUGUGCUGCAUUUGAGAAGCAAACCAGAGCAUACAAAAUUGUACAUUUCUUAGGAAAACAGGACAAUAGCGUUUGUGCUCACUGCCCCCGCCCAGGGCACAGCCAGAACCUAAUGAUGUCACAGAAUACUUCUUUAAAUUAAAAUGGUUUAAAUUAAAAAACAACAAAACA
This is a messenger RNA of Apodemus sylvaticus (European woodmouse), 4916 nucleotides long. It is a transcript of the gene Scml4, whose product is annotated as Scm polycomb group protein like 4. The record is from RefSeq and is a predicted model, not a curated record. Lineage: Eukaryota; Metazoa; Chordata; Mammalia; Rodentia; Muridae. Gene Ontology annotation, molecular function: protein binding.